AUGAUGGAGUACGAACAGCUCUCCGCGCACCAUUCCACUGCUCUAGCAAAAGGUGGAGUGGGCAGUGCGACACGCCAGCAUUGCAUUGCUGAGUCGAAGCCAUGGCUCACGUCAAUGCAGGGAGUGGGCAACUUCGCGUCCCUUACGUUGUCCACUGUGGAGAGCUUCAUUCCUUUCCCCACCCUCCACCACGUCAUUAUUCUCGCCCUCUUUGAGACUGACGCGAGUAGGUGUGUCACCCGACCAUAA
Hydatigera taeniaeformis is the source of this 249-nucleotide messenger RNA. NCBI's taxonomy places the organism in Eukaryota, Metazoa, Platyhelminthes, Cestoda, Cyclophyllidea, Taeniidae. The record is from the annotation of a GenBank genome assembly.